This is a messenger RNA of Paramuricea clavata, 317 nucleotides long. The record is from the annotation of a GenBank genome assembly. NCBI's taxonomy places the organism in Eukaryota, Metazoa, Cnidaria, Anthozoa, Malacalcyonacea, Plexauridae.
AUGGUGGAAACGGAUACCAAAUCAGUCCUUCCAGUGCACCUCAUAUUGGGGGCAGCAGAGUAUUCAAAGAUCAAGACUAGUGAACCACAAAGAACCGGUGAAGUGGGGGAACAUGUGGCGGAGUUUGGCUGGGCAAUUAUGUCGCCAGGAGUUCAGCCCAAUUUAGACAAUAUGUUUCUUGCUCAAACUGCUCAAUCUGAUUAUGAGGAACUUUGUCACAUGGAUGUUCUGGGUAUUCAAGACACACCAUCUGGUGACCAGAAAGUUGUGCAUGAAGAGUUUUUGGAACAGCUUCGGCGUGAUCCUGUACAUGGGUG